This is a messenger RNA of Daucus carota subsp. sativus, 1543 nucleotides long. RefSeq lists its product as uncharacterized. The record is from RefSeq and is a predicted model, not a curated record. NCBI's taxonomy places the organism in Eukaryota, Viridiplantae, Streptophyta, Magnoliopsida, Apiales, Apiaceae. The transcript is spliced from 12 exons. The coding region runs from base 127 to 993 and encodes 288 amino acids.
CCUCUAUUUCUUUUUACACUAGAAUGCUCUCUCUAGUUCCGUUCCCUGCUCUCUCUCUACAAAUUCACUUUCGUUUCAAAUUUAAAGCAACAUUACAUACAUUCUGUAUCUCUCGGAGCGCACAAAAUGGAAGAGUUUUUGCAGAACAUGAAGACUUUGCGCUAUCAAAUGAACGAUGUUGAGGAUCAAGCGGCAAAAAUCUCCGUGGAAGAGCAAAAGCUGAUUACUACAAUCGACACUCUCCGAAAAGACCUUGAUUCAGCGAAAUCUGAAACCAAGCGGCUUAAAGAGGACACUGACCUGAUGGUCAAGGAAAAGGGUGAGAUUUGCUCACAGAUUUUGCUUAAGCAGCGAAAAUUAAAUGAAAUGGAAUUGGAUUCACAAUCUCUUAGCCAGACAAUGACACUUAUUCUACAAGAACAAGCAAACUUGUCAGCAAAACUUGAUGAAAAGAGGACCUACUACAGAGAAGUUGAUGAAGAUUUAACCACCAAAUUUCAAAAACUACAGGACUGGAUCAGUGCCUGUAAACCUAGCUUGAAGGUAGGAGAAAGGUUGCUGGUCAAGGAUGGCAUAAAUGAAGAAGCUGGUAAAGCAGCAUUCAUAGAUGGCAAUUCUAAUGUCGGGAGCUAUCUCAUCACAGACAAUUUGGAUAGCCCAGAGAAGAACCUGAUGGAAAAUAUAGAUGCUGCUAAAACUAAGUUUGAUUCAUUGACACAGAUGAAGUCUGAGCUUGUUUCAGAGGGCAGUAAGGUGAAUCAAUCUAUCGAGUUGAUGAAGAGUAGAAUGAGAGAGUAUAAGCCGGAACUCAAGGAAAUGGAUACAAAGAACCUUAAAGAUGAGAUUGAAGCGCUGUUGUCUGACAAAGCUGGAGAAAAUGAGUAUUUGCAGUCUCUGCAGAAUCAGAUUGAGAUGUUGAAGCAGGAAAUUUCGAACAUGGUUAAAUGUGUUUGCGGAAUGGAAUAUAAGGUAGAACUUGGUUGUGCACAAUGAAACUCACGGAAGAUGCUUGAAAAUUGAAUAUGUGGGGUUCUGGCUUCAUAACUCAGUGUGCACAUUUGAGAAACACCUUACAUCAUUCUAAGUUGGAAGGUAAACACAUCUAGUGAUAUAUAUUCCUUUAAAUUGUAUGACUUAAUAUGCUGGGACAGGUAUACUAUCUGAUAUGGUAGAAGUUGAAGUGUACUAUCAUAUGAUUCAUAACAGUAAGCUGGUCUUAUGGUGGUAAUAUAAAAUACAUGUGCUAAAAUAGUAAAUAAUUAUGAAAGCCUUUGUGUUGGUCUUUAAACUUCACCGGAAGUAUUGAUCAUAGUGUUCAUCAAACUAUCAAAGUAGUAUUUUGAUGCCUGUUAUUUACAUAAAGAUCGAAGUUAUAAGUAGCUUUUCAGCAGACCUGAUUACCUACGUAUACAAAGUAAAUUCUGAAUUCUGAUGUUUUUGGUGAAAUCAUAUAGUUCCUUCUAUUUAAUGUAUCGAUUAUAAGCUUCCACCACAUCCCUCCUCCCUGAAAUUAAUUACAGAAAUGCAAUAGAAGAGAAAAGAA